AGAUGGUCCAGUGCAGGGGCGGACUGACAACUCAUGGGGCCCCAGGACAAUAGGGGUUGAUUGGGCCCGUGUCCUUGCCCACACUCAAACCACUCCCUAAAAAGCCUAUGAAAGGUACCAGGGGCAUCUCAUGGGGCCCCUUACUGACCCCGGGCCCUCUGGCAGUGCCCGAGUUUCUAAAUGGUCAGUCCGCCCCUGGUCUGGUAUAUAAACCUUCAGCCCGGGUUCACAUAUAUGUGGUGCGGUAUAUCGCAUGUGAUUCGUACAAGAACCGCACCUCAUUCCUGUGCAAAUCACAUGCGAUUUGUGUGCGGUGCGAUUGGAGCCUUACAUUUUGUAUGGCUCAAAUCGCACCGCAC
Staurois parvus is the source of this 359-nucleotide messenger RNA. The record is from the annotation of a GenBank genome assembly. NCBI's taxonomy places the organism in Eukaryota, Metazoa, Chordata, Amphibia, Anura, Ranidae.